Molecule: messenger RNA, 2022 nt
Organism: Psylliodes chrysocephalus
Lineage: Eukaryota; Metazoa; Arthropoda; Insecta; Coleoptera; Chrysomelidae
Source: the annotation of a GenBank genome assembly
CGGUUGUGGCUUGUGUAGUGUAUAAUUGAGGUCCAAGCCAUUAUUUACAUCAUAUGGUCGAUGGUCAAAUAAAAAGAAGUAGUAGUAGUGAUGCGUGAUGGUUAAACAAAUCAUAAAAAAGUACAAGAAAUAAACUUAAUAAUACCCAUUCCCAUUAAUAUAAAAUGGCCACAGAAACGCAAGAAAGUCCAGCUAUUUCAGCUGAUGAUAUAAAAUUGGCCGAAAAAUAUAAAUCAGACGCCAAUGAAUACUUUAAGAAGCAAGAUUUCAACAAUGCAAUAGACUUUUAUACCAAAGCAAUUGAAAAGAAUCCUGAAGUAGCAAUAUACUAUGCUAACCGUAGUUUUGCAUACCUGAAAACUGAAUGUUUCGGAUAUGCUUUAUCAGAUGCAUCAAAAUCGGUAGAAUUAGACAAAACAUAUGUGAAAGGUUACUAUCGAAGAGCUGCUGCUCAUAUGUCAUUAGGAAAAUUCAAAGAGGCCCUAAAAGAUUAUGAAUAUGUAACAAAAGUAAGACCAAAUGAUAAAGAUGCGAAAAUGAAAUACUCUGAAUGUAACAAAAUAGUUAAGAAGAUUGCUUUUGAGAAAGCAAUAGCAGUGGACGAUAAUAAAAACAUAGCUGAUACCAUUAAUCUUGAUGCUAUGACUAUAGAAAAUGAAUAUGCUGGACCAGAGCUUGAAGAUGGAAAAGUUACACUUCAGUUCAUGAAAGACUUAAUGGAAUUAUAUAAAAAACAAGGAAAAUUACAUAGAAAAUAUGCUUACAAGAUAUUAUUAGAUAUAAAAUGUUAUUUUAUGAAGCAAACCACCUUGGUGGAAAUACCCAUUGGCGAUGAGCAUAAAUUUACUGUAUGUGGAGAUAUUCAUGGACAAUUUUAUGACUUGAUGAAUAUUUUCGAAAUGAAUGGACUUCCAUCUGAGACGAAUCCGUAUUUAUUCAAUGGCGAUUUCGUUGACCGAGGAUCGUUUUCUGUAGAAUGCAUUUUUACAUUAUUUGGCUUUAAACUGUUGUAUCCCAACCACUUUUUUAUGUCUAGAGGAAAUCACGAAAGUGCUACCAUGAACCAAAUGUACGGUUUCGAUGGUGAAGUCAAAUCCAAAUAUACUGCUCAAAUGGCUGAUCUCUUUACUGAAGUUUACAACUGGCUUCCCCUAGCUCAUUGUUUAAAUAAGAGAGUGUUGGUCAUGCACGGGGGCCUAUUCACUAGAGACGAUGUAACAUUAGAUGAAAUUAGAAAAAUUGAUAGAAAUCGGCAGCCGCCCGAUGAAGGUCCAAUGUGUGAACUCUUGUGGUCCGAUCCUCAACCUCAGAACGGACGGGCGCCAAGCAAACGGGGCGUCGGGUGUCAAUUUGGACCAGACGUUACCAAGACUUUCUUAGAUCUUAACAAACUCGAUUAUAUUAUAAGAAGUCACGAAGUUAAGAAUGAUGGGUAUGAAGUUGCUCAUAACGGGCUGUGCAUUACGGUUUUUUCUGCUCCAAACUAUUGUGAUACUAUGGGUAAUAAGGGUGCAUUUAUUACAUUGAAAGGAAGCGAUAUGUUACCAAAUUUUACAACAUAUGAAGCUGUACCACAUCCAAAUGUGAAGCCAAUGGCGUACGCGAGUUCAUUAUUGAGUCUAAUGUGCUAGUACCUGUCCUUUGUAGUAAUUUUUUUAGAUUACUUUUUCGUUUUAAUUAUUACCUGAAUAAAUUGAGGAAAAUAGUAAUUUUAUUAACAUCUAAUUGCUUUAAACUUAAAUUGCCAUGUAAUUUUCGAUGAAUUAAGGUGUAUACAAUUUUAUUGUUAAUAAUUUGUUGCCGUUUUUAUUAUAUACACUUAAAAUCAAUUGUAGGACCAUUUCAAUAAAGUAUUUAUUUAUUUUUAAUUUCAUUUUCUGUAGAUAUGUAUGAAAUUGUAAUAGCUACUUACUGCCCUUUUGUCAUUUACGAGGAAGAUAUUUUUGACAUCACCUGUUUACUUUUUUUUUUGAAAAUUGUUCAAUUUUAUAGGGUAUAUUUUAAUAAAAAGUAAGAACGAAU